GGGGCUGGCUGCUCAUGGUUUUUCAGCACCGCGGACAGCUCCCGUCUCCUGUCUCUGGACUGCAGGGAAGCGACGCUGAAACACAGCUGGAUGAUAGCAGAGCAUUAAUCCAUAGAUUAACCUCCAACUCACACCGACAUCGCGCAGUAUCUUCUCCAUCCCCCCCCCCUGUUCUUCACCUCGAUGGUCGAGUUGCCUUGCUCUCCGGCCUGACUGUGGAGUCCGACCGCGUUUAACUGCAUUGCCUCUGCGUCUUCAGCCUGUUUCCCCCUCCUUCUCUUCCUGUUACUGGCAACCACAGCGCUGUGAAAGUGCUUUUUUGGGGGGGAGGGGGGAGUGGAUCGACCCGCUCGAAGUUCUUUUGAUCUGUCCACUUCUGUCUGGUGCGCGCAAACAUCGCUGCUCGGCUCCCCUGAUUAUGUUAUGGUGUUGGAUUUCUCUCCAAGCCCGGGAGUGGAGGUUACUUUAGGAUGCAGAAGUUGAGUAGUUUCACUUCCGUCGGUGCAUGCUCUGAUAUGAGAUAGGCGACCUGCAUCUGCAACAUUGGCUGUAAUCCUCACAUCAGAGUGGCUGAGACGCAUUCCUCUUUUUUUCUGCUUGUGGACAACAGCCAAAGAACAAGAUGAGGUGCCUCUAUGACUUUUUAAAUUGCACAUAAGAGAGAGAAACAGAGAGUGGGUCUUUCAUCCUGCUACUGCUGCAGGAAGCGACGUUUCCUUUCUCCAGCUGCCCAAACGAGUUGGGAUCCUGCAUCUUGAUAGGAGACCAGGAACUCUGGUCUCUGGGUCUUCUGUCUCUUUAUAUUUAACACACAAAAGCACGAUUGAAAAAUGAAGAAGUUUCGGAAGGUGUUGGACGGCUUGACCACCUCCUCUCCGGGAGGGACUAUCGGAUCCCCAUCGUGCGGCAGCGCGGCCGGGACUCCCACAUCGGCGCCAACUCCCAAGGAAAUCGACAUCCAAGAGACGCUUGUGUCGGAAAACUUUCAACUGUGCAAGACGGUGCGCCAUGGUUUCCCUUACCAACCCACUGCUUUGGCCUUUGACCCUGUGCAGAAGAUUCUGGCAGUUGGCUCCAGGACAGGCGGCGUACGGAUACUGGGACGACCUGGGGUAGACUGCUUCUGUCAGCAUGAGAGUGGAUCAGCUGUUCUUCAACUGCAGUUCCUCAUCAAUGAGGGGGCGCUGGUCACAGCCUGUGCAGAUGACACGCUUCACUUGUGGAAUCUUCGUCAGAGACGACCGGCUGUCCUCCAUUCACUCAAAUUCAACAGAGAGAGGAUCACGUUUUGCCACCUUCCCUUUCAGAGUAAAUGGCUGUAUGUGGGGACAGAGCGUGGAAACACACACAUUGUCAACAUCGAGUCCUUCAUUUUGUCUGGAUACGUCAUCAUGUGGAACAAGGCCAUAGAACUAUCAACUAAAACCCAUCCGGGACCUGUGGUUCAUUUGAGUGACUGCCCAAAGGAUGAAGGCAAGUUGCUUAUAGGGUUCGAGAGUGGGACAAUCGUACAGUGGGACCUCCGGGGCAAGAAGGCCGACUUCAGAAUCUACUACGAUGAGGCCAUCCAUUCAGUCAGCUGGCAUCAUGAGGGGAAGCAGUUCAUGUGCAGUCACUCAGAUGGCAGCCUGUCGAUGUGGAACCUCAGAAACACCACCAGGCCAUUCCAAGUCACCUUCCCUCAUGGAAAGAUACAAAAGGAUGGGAGAAAGGAGUCCUGUAAACCCAUACUCAAAGUGGAAUACAAGACCUCGAGGAGCAGCGAGCCUUUUGUUAUCUUCUCUGGAGGUCUUUCAUAUGACAAGGCAGGGCGGCGGCCAACGUUAACAAUCAUGCAUGGCAAGGCCAUCACUGUGCUGGAGAUGGACUAUCCUAUUGUUGAGUUCAUGGCGCUCUGCGAGACUCCUUACAACAACGAGGUCCAGGAGCCUUACGCAGUGGUGGUGCUUUUGGAGAAGGACUUAAUCGUGGUGGAUCUGACACAGAGCAACUUCCCUGUCUUUGAGAAUCCUUACCCCAUGGACAUCCAUGAGUCUCCAGUUACCUGCACAGCCUAUUUUGCAGACUGUCCACCUGACAUUAUCCCCAUCCUCUACUCUAUAGGAGCUAAACAUAAGAAGACUGGCUACAGUCAAAAGGAGUGGCCAGUCAGUGGAGGAACAUGGACGUUAGGCUCCCACACCUACCCAGAGAUCAUCAUCACAGGACAUGCUGAUGGAUCAAUUAAGUUCUGGGAUGCAUCUGCAAUCACACUACAGAUGUUGUACAAGAUGAAGACCUCUAAAGCGUUUGAGAAGCCAAAGGCAGGUGAGGGCAGGGCAGCCGAGUUGGUGGAGGAAGACCCCUUUGCUAUUCAAAUGGUCAGCUGGUGCCCCCAGAGUCGCAUCUUCUGUGUGGUUGGCAUUUCAGCCCACAUCAUCCUGUAUCGCUUCAGCAAAUAUGACGCCAACACUCAGAUAGUGUCACUAGAGGUGCGCCUACAGUGUGAGACAGAAGAUGUCAUCUCUCCCUCCGAGAAUGAAAACAAUCCUUGCUUCUCAGAGUCUGGCUCCCAUUCACCCCAACCCCACCACCAACACCCAGCAAGCCCCGGCAGUGGGACAUCUGAGGGUAGCAAAGACAGCAGCCCCUGCCUUAAGGUGAAGGACCGGAUGGUUCGGGUCCCUCCUGGCUACCAGGCAGAGCUGGUCAUUCAGCUGCUGUGGGUAGAUGGAGAACCUCCACAACAGAUCACCAGCCUGGACAUUAAUUCUGCCUACGGCCUUUUGGCGUUUGGGAACUGUAAUGGCCUAGCGGUGGUGGACUACUUGCAGAAAACCAUCCUGUUGUGUAUGUCAACACUGGAUCUGUAUGGAGCUGCCGACCCCUACCAGCGCCUUACCCGCUCCCCCCGCAGGAACAGACAGUCCACCUCAGAGUUUUGCAUGCGUGGCCUGUCUAACUUUUAUUCAGAUUCAAAGAAAAGGAUCCGUACAUCCUAUCAGAGCCUUACUGAACUUUCUGACAACCAGCAGACCAUUGACAUGGAGAGAAGCAAGUCGCCCACCUCAGUUCAUUACCCAACCUCCCUUCACAAUGACCCGCGCGUCCUGCCAGAGCCUGUGGCCAGUCUGAGAGCCAGCCACUGCAGUCCAGUCUUUUACUUGCUGGACAAUGUAAAGGGACCCGGCAGAAAGUUAAGUCUGCCAACAGAUCUUAAGACUGAUCUUGAUCAUGUCAAUGGACAUUGCACUAGCCCCACCUCCCAGCCCUGUUCGGCAGGGAAGCCUCGCGUCCCGAUGGGUCCCGAGGGGCCACGGCUUACCCGCAGAGGCCCUGGCCGACCGCCCUUCCGCAAGGCCCAGUCUGCUGCUUGCAUGGAGAUCUCUUUGCCUGUGUCCCACACUGAAGGUUAUGCGUCCAGGAGGGCAAUGCUUCAGCAGUUACAUGGAGUCACUAUGUACUCCCACGACGAGCACCACACCACCGCCCCCUACUGCUGGAGUGAGAGAGAGAGUCGUGAAAACUCCUUCAGCCGUUCACGCAGUUCCAGUGUGUCCAGCAUCGAUCGGGACACCAAGGAAGCUAUCACCACGUUGCAGUUUGGAGAGUCCUACGGGCGCAAGAGUGACGUCCUGCCCACUCCGUGUCUGUGGGUGGGCACCAGCUUAGGUGUGGUUCUGCUCAUCCCAAUGUCCAUUCCCAUCGACCACGAGGAGAGGAUGGAGGAACCUGUGACCAUUGGCCCCAGCGGCACGGUUCUGAUGCUGAAGGGCUCGGUAUUGCGCUUUGGCUUCUUGGACUGUAUGGGAGCACUCAUCCAGAGCCCCUACGAGGUUUGGCGGGACCUCAAUGCCCCUGAGGACCCAGACCGAGUGCGGAAGCGAAAGCUGGUCCACUUUUCACCAUCAUCCUCCCAGGACACCUUGGGAGAGGGGCAUCUGGCUGUGGUGUGCUCCGAGAGGCAGGCCAAAGUAUUCUUGAUGCCCUCGCAGUCUUGCCUCUUUGUCCACAAUAUCACAGAGUCAUCCUUUGUACUGCGAGCCGACGUGGUAUCUGUGUGCAACAGUGUGUGCCUGGCCUGCUUCUGUGCUAACGGACACGUCAUGACACUCAGUCUGCCCAGUCUAAGACCGCUGAUGGAUGUCAAUUACCUGCCUCUGACAGACAUGCGCAUUGCAAGGACCUUUUGCUUUACCAACGGGGGGCAGGCUCUGUAUCUCAGCUCCCCAACAGAGAUCCAGAGAAUUACAUACAGCCAGGAGAUGUGUGACAACCUGCAGGAGAUGCUGGGAGAGCUGUUUACACCAAUAGAAACACCAGAAGCCCAGAACAGAGGCUUCCUAAAGGGCUUCUUUGGAGGAAAUUCUCAUAACUUCGACAGAGAGGAGCUCUUUGGCGAGGCAGCAGCUGGGAAAGCUUCUCGGAGUCUGGCUCAGCACAUCCCUGGGCAGGCGGGGAUGGAGGGCAUGAAGGUGGCAGCUGGUGGAGCUGUGGGUGAGCUGGCACGGGCCCGCAUUGCGCUGGAUGAGAGAGGCCAAAGACUGGGGGAGCUGGAGGAGCGAACCGCCCUAAUGAUGACCAGUGCAGAAACCUUCUCCAAACACGCUCAUGAGCUGAUGCUUAAGUGCAAGGACAAGAAGUGGUACCAGUUCUAAUCGCAGGAAAGAGGGCUGAGGCUGCCCUUGGACUGCUGGGAGCUUUGUGCCGGAACAGGGACUUUCACUCUAUAAAUGAGAGCAAUUAAAAGUGAGACUCAAGAGUGACUUUGUCUUUACGGCUUUUGGACUGGGUACGGCACUGUCACAUUAUUGAAGGACGAGGACGUGUUAGUUCCUUGUCUAGACGUGUAGUGAUGAGGACGGAAGGAGAAUGGUGAAUGGCGGCAUACGAAGGACUGAAGAUGGAACUGGAAAUAUCCGACAAUUCUGUCUGUGUGAGUGUGUGUUUGUGUGUGUGGGUGGGUGUGUGUGUGUGGUUGGGUUUCCUGGACCUCACUGUGUAGAUACUCAAAAGUAAAGAAACCAACAAGAAAUGCAUGAAAUAAAAAUGGAUGACUAUUAAAAAAAAAAUCCAACUGCCAUAUUAAAAAGCAGCAUGCGACUUUAACAGAAGAUACAAAAAUAAAAAAAGUUUUAUUUAAUGAUGUAAGCCAACAACAGAAACUAUGAAAAACUUUAUAUUUUUUGAAAUAUUGACAAAAAUCUAUAUAUAAAAAGGGAAAUGUAUACCUGCAUUGCUAUUAAGCCAAAACUUGUGUUCCUUUCCCUUUUUUUUUUUCUUUUUCCAUUUUUGGUUCAUUUGAAUUUUUUUCUCUCAGUUUCAGCAUAAUAUUAAAUGCCACAAUAUAGAUGCACAUAGUUAGCUUCUUCUACACACACUUAAUAAUAAUGCUGAAACUUUAUUCUUACCAAUUACUCUGGGCUGCACAGUGCACAACACAAAUCAGUAGUAUUACACUUAACCUCUGCACAGUCUAAUCACACUAAUGUCACUUUUCGGCUGCUGCUACUUACAAAAGCAUUAAACGACGAUGAGGAAUAUCUCACUCCCCAACUACAGUUGUAUGAAAACAGAGAACAGAUCGGUGUGAGACAUGCCCAGAGGCUGAAAGGGUUACAAGCGUAUUGUGGACACAGUGUGUUUAUAGCUAUAGUAUGAACCUAUAUACUAUUCACGUGCCAUAAAAAAACAAGAUGAGUGGAUCCACUCACUGUAAACUAACAAAGAGCUAAUAUGUGGUAGUCAUAUGUUUCCUGUUUGAUCAGAACAGACGAGACAAUACUCGGAGUUGGCCAUAGAGGGCAUUUAUCAAAGUCAAAUAAGUCAGUUUUCUUUAUGGAAAAAAAAGAACAAGGGUGUUUAUUUUUAUUUAUAUUAUUAUUACUUUUUGGUUAUCGCUGGUUCACCAUUUCAGUCUUUAGCUGCCUUUGUCAGAUGUACGAGUUUAGUGAGCCAUUAGGGUGUGUAGGUGUGUAAGUGUGUGUGUGUGUGUGUGUGUGUGUGUGUGUGUGUGUGUGUGUGAGAGAGACUGUCUGUGAGAGAGAGAAAGAGAAAGAGUGCCACAAAUGUUAAAACAACUGGACUCUUUCUCUGCCAAAGCAAUCAAACAUGAAUGAUACCCUCCCAUCUCUCUCCAUGACAGUCUGUUAGAAGUUGUGUGUUGUCAGGGUUAAACCUGAGCGGUCCUCUAUUCAUGAUCACAAACAAUACUUUUAAUGAUUGUCAAUGUCCUUGUGACGGGGAGUACCAGAAGGAGUUUUAAUCACAUCUGCUUCAUCACCACCACCAACUCCCUUGUGAGUCAAUCAUCAGUGGAAAAAGGUUCAGGAAAAGUAACAGUAUUUUUUUAGUGAUGUCGAGAUGUGAGUCAGUGCAGAAGCUAUGUACACGUGUAAGAAAUUUGCAAUGAUUUCCACCGAAGGCAAACACGUUAUUUUUUUUUCUUCUGUUAAAUAUUGUUCUUGAUGACUAUGAUAUCCUCUUGUCGCAGUCCUAUAUUUGAUGAUGAUGGCCUCUCAACUGAAGGCUCUUGUGUGUUAAAAACAACAAAAUGUUUCAUGAUACAUGGUUGUGUAUCAUAUUGUGAUUGUGUUGUACAUGUCAAUGGGUAGCCACAUGACGCGCAAACAGCAUUAAGUGAGGAGGAUAUUUUGUACUUGUGUAUUUGUCUGUAUUUUGAAUUGAUCUGAAAACCAAACAGAGGAUUAUUGAUAUCCAUUAACACACAUCAGGCCUUUAUGCACAUACAGAGCGUUGAGCCUUGAUCAUGUCGACGUCACUCCCACAUAAAUAUGCACAGCGAUACAUACUCUCAAAACCUAAAAAAAUAACAGACACAAGUGAACCAAUCUGCAUUGCUAGUCAUGUCUGCCUGCUUCCUGUCAGGCUGCAGAGGCAUUCCUUUGGCGUAAAUGGCCUUCAGGCGCAUUUUCACCAAACCUGAAAUCCUAAAGCAGUUCCACACAGAUUUCAGGCAUUACACAUAAUUUGAUUCAAUGAGGUGUCUUAAACAUGUCAAAAAAAUAAAUUUCUCUCCUAUCUCUGUACCGUCAAUGAGAUUUGUGUUCAGUGCAGUUCUUUCAAUGGCAGAGAAAACACACAAAAAAACAAAAAACAAAACCAAAAGAAAAUUUAAAAAAAAUAAAAAAUCUGACUUCUACGACAGGGUGUUUUGUUAGUAUGUUUUUGGUUAGUAUGUUUUUGGUUUUUAUAUUAACUGUACAGUUCAAUCUUGGGAGAAAGGUGAAACAAAAAAACGACAAAAGAUGAAGACAUUCUUGGGAUAUUUUUCUCUGUAUAUGUUGUACCUGUUACUGCUGGUACUGUAUCUGGUAUUCUGGCUCUGUCUAAAUCACUGGAACUCUGUAGUUCUUCACACUGUAGUAUCCUGAAAAAGCAUUUCUCUUGUUUUCUCAAUGAUGGCAGCAAAGUUUGUCUUAUUUAAAUGGAUUCUACCACUUUCUGUUCUUAUUGAUAUUAUACUAGUGUAAUAGAAAUUACUUGACAAAAAAGAACUGAAAAUAUGUUGAUGCAAAAGCAAAAUGAAAUAAACAUUGA
This is a messenger RNA of Epinephelus fuscoguttatus (brown-marbled grouper), 7539 nucleotides long. RefSeq names its product syntaxin binding protein 5L (gene stxbp5l). Gene Ontology annotation, biological process: regulation of protein secretion; regulation of exocytosis. Gene Ontology annotation, molecular function: myosin II binding; GTPase activator activity; syntaxin binding. The coding region runs from base 831 to 4637 and encodes 1268 amino acids. Lineage: Eukaryota; Metazoa; Chordata; Actinopteri; Perciformes; Serranidae. Gene Ontology annotation, cellular component: cytoplasm; SNARE complex; plasma membrane. The record is from RefSeq and is a predicted model, not a curated record. The transcript is spliced from 30 exons.